CUCCUUCAUAUAUAGGAAUCCCCCCUCGUACCAUCACCAUAUCCACCCUUCAAUUUUAAUUUCCACAUCUCUCUCUCUCUCUCUCUCUCGCCAGUAAUUAACAUGUUCAGGUCAUCGUCUCCGGAGCUCCCGGACUGUUUCUAUCCAAACAAGGAACCAAACUUAAUCACUCCGAACCGGCAGACCCCAACCCAUUCCUUGUACCUAUCCAACCUGGACGACCAGAGGUUCCUCAGAUUCUCCAUCAAAUACAUCUACCUCUUCAAGAAAUCCGUAAGCUCCCAAGCCCUCCAACUCUCUCUCUCCAAACUCCUGGUGGAUUACUACCCACUCGCCGGCAGGUUGAGAACUUGCGAGGAAAACGAUGAUCGGAAGCUGGAGAUUGACUGUAAUGGCGAGGGCGCCGUCUUCGCCGAAGCCUUCGCUGAUUUCACCGCCGAGGAGUUUCUAGAAUUUUCCAGAGUGCCAAACAGGUCCUGGAGGAAGCUUCUGUAUCGAGUGGAAGCUCGCACCUUCUUGGAUGUCCCUCCUCUUGUAGUUCAGGUGACGAAUCUCCUCUGCGGAGGAAUGAUCCUGUGCACCGCCAUCAAUCAUUGUGUGUGCGACGGCAUAGGCUCGUCGCAGUUCCUCCAAGCAUGGGCCCACCUCACUUCCAAACCAAACGCCGACGUUCCAAUCACACCCUUCCACAGCCGCCACGUGUUAAAGCCCCUCAAACCCUCAAAAGUUACCUUCACUCACCCCGGGUUUACCAAAACUACCCCCAACUGUCACGAGCCCGUGGACCCCACCAACCUGAAACAGUACCUGCAGUCGCAGCCCCUGGUGCCCUCCUCCUUAACCUUCACCCCCGCCCAUAUCCUGCGCCUCAAGAGGCAGUGCGUGCCGUCGCUAAAAUGCACCACCUUCGAGGCUCUGGCCGUUCACACGUGGCGCUCUUGGGUUAAGUCUCUGGACCUGCCGGCGUCGCGCGCCGUCAAGCUCCUUUUCUCCGUCAACGUCAGAGGCAGGCUAGAGCCGGCGGCGCCUCCGGGGUAUUACGGGAACGGGUUCGUGCUAGCGUGCGCCGAGAGCACCGUGAAGGAGGUAGUGAAUCCUAACUUGCGCAGCGGGGUGAAGCUGGUGCAGGAGGCUAAAUCGACUCUGACGGAUGACUACGUAAGGUCCAUCGUGGAUUUGUUGGAGGACAAAACGGUAAUAACGGACCUUUCUUCGAGUUUGGUGAUAUCGCAGUGGUCGAGAUUGGGAUUAGAAGAGUUGGAUUUUGGGGAUGGGAAGCCCUUGCACAUGGGGCCUCUGGGGAGCGACAUUUACUGUUUGUUUUUACCGGUGGCCGGGGACGGCGACGCCGUGAGAGUGCAGGUGUCGAUGCCGGAGAGCGUGGUGGACAGAUUUGAGUAUUACAUGGGAAAUAUUUGGGUUGGAGAGGAAAUUAAUGGUGACGUGGGAAAUGGACGUGACGAUCCAUUAGUGGGAAAUGGGUUGAUUUGAAGGGUGAAAUAAUUGAUAAAUUAAUGUAAUUUGGGAGUGACAUCUGACGCACAACUUUUUCUCUGUGUUUCUCUCUCUUACCUGCAUUUUGCCUCAAGUGGGAGGUGGCAGCUGCAUGCGCGCCGGCCCGCCCUUACCCUGCUUUGUGUAUUGACGUCUCCGACCUUUAGUUUUUAGUGUGGGUCCCGCACUAAUAGUUACCUGCGCUCCGGAGCUGUGUUUUAAGACUUAAUUAUAUGUUUAUUAAAUAGGAAUCAAAUAAAAUAAAUUUAAUUUU
Messenger RNA from Malania oleifera, 1768 nucleotides. RefSeq names its product alcohol acyltransferase 9. The record is from RefSeq and is a predicted model, not a curated record. The transcript is spliced from 2 exons. Lineage: Eukaryota; Viridiplantae; Streptophyta; Magnoliopsida; Santalales; Ximeniaceae. Gene Ontology annotation, molecular function: acyltransferase activity, transferring groups other than amino-acyl groups. The coding region runs from base 103 to 1491 and encodes 462 amino acids.